Messenger RNA from Toxoplasma gondii ME49, 400 nucleotides. RefSeq names its product Toxoplasma gondii family A protein. Lineage: Eukaryota; Apicomplexa; Conoidasida; Eucoccidiorida; Sarcocystidae. The transcript has a single exon. The annotation marks the transcript as partial. The record is from RefSeq and is a predicted model, not a curated record.
AUGGAAUCCGUUGUGCUCCGAGCCAUCUGGCUCACCGUCCUCAUAGGCGGAAUGCUGCCUUGCAUCGCAUCCGAGAUAACUGAACCAACGAUGACCACAAAUCCGGAUUUCACGGUCACAAUCCCCAAAGGCGGACUUCCUCAGGAUGUCGAGGAAGUUUUUUUUCUCCAGCCGUCUCAGAUCCUCCGUGUCAUCGACGAGACAGGGAAAGCCGUCUACAUGCCCCAGGCGAUCACUGACUCGGUUGAUGCUUCUCAGGGAUCCCGCACUGACGCUGACGUUGCUUCUUCUGAGUCGUAUUCCGCCGCGUACGCAUUCGUGAAUGGAAAAUGCGACUUUACGACGGAGAUCCAGUACAAAGAAGCAUUUUCUGACUACACGGCGCCAUUAUGGGUUCGUA